Messenger RNA from Topomyia yanbarensis, 7151 nucleotides. RefSeq names its product homeotic protein female sterile-like. The transcript is spliced from 10 exons. The record is from RefSeq and is a predicted model, not a curated record. Gene Ontology annotation, biological process: chromatin remodeling; regulation of DNA-templated transcription. Gene Ontology annotation, cellular component: nucleus; chromatin. Lineage: Eukaryota; Metazoa; Arthropoda; Insecta; Diptera; Culicidae. Bases 744 to 5261 code for a protein of 1505 amino acids.
UGAGUGUGAAGAAAAGACGCUGCAUCGUAAGAGUUUAGACAUUGGAGCAAUUUUGUGUAGUUUUAUCAUGACAUAUUUGCUUUUUCUGGACUAAUCUAUAGAAAAUACUUAGCUCAGGUAUUGCAUAAAAUGAUAUUUGUGUAGUUUAUACGGCAGGAAUUAUUGCAACAUGGAUAUUUACCAUAUUAUUUUGAGAUCUUGACCUUGAGUGUACAUUGAUCUCACAGGCAGCAAGAUGUGGUUCCUCGUUUUUCUUCUACUGUGUGAUAUCGCGAUUCUCUAUGCGGUUUGCUGCUGCAGUUUUACCUUUUAACUGUAGGCUGUAUUACGAUUCGUCAGUGUGGGAUGUUUAAUGGGUUAAGAAAUUGUGAGAGACGACAUGUGUAUAAAACUCGGAGGCGAAAUGGAUAAUCAUUGCAUGUGUAGGAUCGAUGGCUGUAGCUAACCAAGCAAGCUUUUCGAACGUCAGAAAGGAUGCAGUGAUAGUACACUAAUAAUGUAGCACACGAAAGCCUGACUGGCGAAUAUAAAAUGAAAAAUCAAUAUCCUGCAUCCGAUUUUGAAGGAUACCAUUUCGAACGAGAAAAGCUACAACUUCUUUUGGGUACUAAAUAUGCCGUGUAAUGUGUGUUUUUGUGAAUCCGAAGCAUUUAUCGCAUGUGUUUGUUGAUUAUCCCAAGCUCCGUGCCCAAUGGAGUUUCGUUCGUUGUUGAACUGAGAACGAGACGGGCGGGCUAAGGAAGAUGUGGAAUGACAAUUACUAUGACCUAUGUGCCAAUGAAGAAUUUGGUUUCAGGCUUAGUCCAAUCACUAUGCAACAAGGAUCAGGAUCAACUACACCGAGCGCUGCGCCCGCAACCGUACCACCAGUAACAAUGGGAAAGAUGGACGAACCGCCGCCACGUAACGAACCGGUCGUGGAGCCGGUGAAUGGAAUCGUUCAACCUCCUGUGGUGCCACCGCCAGAGCGGCCUGGUCGACUCACGAAUCAAUUGCAUUUUCUGCUGAAGACAGUGAUGAAAGCCGUCUGGAAGCACCAAUUUUCCUGGCCCUUCCAACAGCCAGUGGACGCGAAAAAGCUAAACCUUCCUGACUAUCACAAGAUCAUCAAACAGCCAAUGGAUUUGGGAACGGUUAAGAAACGUUUGGAGAACAAUUACUACUGGACGAGUAAAGAGUGCAUACAAGACUUUAAUAUAAUGUUCUCCAACUGUUACGUGUAUAACAAACCAGGCGAAGAUGUGGUCGUGAUGGCACAGACGUUGGAAAAGUUGUUCCUGACAAAAGUGUCACUAAUGCCGAAGGACGAGGUGGAAAUGGAUGUUCCGGCGCCAAAAGGUGCCAAGAAAAAACCACCGGUGCGCCAGCUCGCUCCUCCCGGAACACUAGUCGGAAGCGCCCCGAUUGUCACCGCAACCGUAACGGCACCAACGCCGACGACACCCGUGGCAGCAGUACGUGCUCGACCUAGCUCUGCGCUUGGUAGUGCAGUUACUUCAAGCGUUCCAGCAAAUAAUGUAACUGCAACGACAACGGCAACGACUAUAGUGCCGAGUGUGCCACCAAUCGGUAUACUACCUCCCCCUACUGUGCCCGGUAGCACAAACACAACAACAACGGCCACUCCGACCGUGGUCAGUGCAGCGCACAAUUCUCUCGCUACACCGGUCACUCCGGUAGUGCCGAAACCGGUCCCGCCUACGACGUCACCCUACAUUGUGAAUAGUUCGCAGUCCGGAAUUGAAACGGUUUUACCUCCCCAGCAACCCGCGAAAGUUAAAAAAGGUGUUAAAAGAAAGGCCGACACGACGACUCCAACUGCUACUGCCUACGAUCCGCACUACGGUACUAAUCUGGACCCGAGCAAUCCGAAAAUCGCCACCCGAAGGGAAUCUGGACGACAGGUAAAUAAGGUAGGCGGAGUUACUUGUCGCGAAUCGUUUGUUUUCUGCGAGUCACAAGAAGCUUCCGCAAUACUAUGUAUCAAGAAACCAAUGGAUCUGGGCACCGUAAAGCGGAAAAUGGAUAAUAGGGAAUACAAAUCGGCAAACGAAUUCGCCGCCGAUGUUAGGCUUAUAUUUACCAAUUGCUACAAGUACAACCCACCAGAUCACGACGUUGUUGCCAUGGGUCGCAAACUACAGGAUGUGUUUGAAAUGCGCCUAGCGAAUAUACCGGAUGAACCGGUAAACAACGCUACGCCUAAUCAAAGCAAGGAAAGUGACUCAUCGUCUUCUAGCGAUUCUAAUGCCACUGAGGAAGAGUCUGAAUCGGACGAGGAGUGCAAUCAAAAGUUAAAGAUGCUUGAGAAGCAGCUGUUUGAAAUGCAAGAACGUAUGCGAAAGCUUGCUGAAGAAGCGUCGCUGAAAAAGAAAGCCAAGAAGAAAAUGAAGGAAAAGAAAAAACUUUCAACCAUGGGUUCGAGUGAAAUAAAACAGGGCAUGGAAGUGCACGCCAAUCCGCCACACGCUCCGGUUAAGACGAUUCAUCAAGUUACUGCUAUUGCACAGCCACAAAUUACCAGUGCAGCUCCAGUAGUUCCAGCAGCGGCUACCACCAAAACGAAGACGAAAGGCCAGCGAGCACCCAAAGCAGGAGCCACUCCGAACGCGCCCGCCAAGCGAGCAAAAGGAGCCGGUACCGCGACUACAGGUGCAACACGAGGUCCUAACAAGAAAAAAGGUUCGCAAAAUGUUGCAAAUUUUGAUUCUGAGGAGGAAGAUACCGCCAAGCCCAUGUCGUAUGAUGAAAAAAGACAGCUAUCACUCGAUAUUAAUAAACUACCAGGUGACAAACUCGGUCGUGUUGUACAUAUUAUCCAAAGCCGAGAGCCAUCACUGCGUGAUUCAAACCCGGACGAAAUUGAAAUAGACUUCGAGACGCUCAAACCAUCUACGCUACGAGAAUUGGAAAGCUACGUGGCCUCCUGUUUGCGCAAGAAAACUCGUAAGCCUUACUAUAAAAAAGUUUCCGGAAAAUCCAAGGACGAACAAAUGGCAGAAAAAAAGCAGGAGCUCGAAAAGCGGCUGCAGGACGUUACUGGUCAGCUGGGGACUGCCAAGAAGAACGCUAAAAAGGCGGACGAGGCAGCGAAACAAGACGUAGCGCCUUCUGGUGGUAACAUUUCCUCGAGCAGUAGUUCAAGUGAUUCAUCAUCGUCAAGUUCCAGCGAUUCCAGCUCGAGUGAUUCCAGCGACAGUGAAGCAGAGUCCGGACGACCUCCCAAGAAGAAGAAGAAAGAUUCAUCUUCGCCAGUGCAAUUACCAUCAUCCAUGGUAACGAACCCGCCAAUUCCCGCUACAACAUCGACAAAUACAGCUACCGCGACAGUAACAGCACAGACCAGUACAUCGUCGACGGUCCCAUCUGUCGUUCCUAGCAGCAGUUCAUCCCUUUCUAACACAGCGCCAACAGUUACUGCAUCCACUACAUCACUAACGACGCCACAAAAUUCAUCGACACCAUUAGCAGUUGUUCCUCCAUCAUCCACGGCAGCAUCAAUCGUGAUACCGCCCGGUCCCAGUACACCAAAUAUGCCAACUACGAAUCCUAGUACGACAACUUCCCAGAACACAACACAAACUCCGAUUCCUGUUCCACCGGUCACACCAUCUACUAGCAUACUACCACAAACACCUCAGCUUUUGUCAGAACAAGGUCUGUCUCUGGCAGUGCCUGGUAGUGAUUGUGUUUUGAAUAACAGCCUGAGUAACAGUAGUAACUGCAACAACAGUAACCAAGUUCCAUUACCAACGCCGUCACCAAAUACGACAACAACAUUACCUUCAAAUCUGUUGUCUACUAGCAGUAAUAGUAUGAAUAACAUCAACACUGUUACGCAGCAAUCGCAGCAACAGGCAAGUCUGCAGCAAUCUCUCGUCCAGCUCGGCCAGUCUAGUAGUAAUAGUAAUCUGGCAUCCAACAACACUAACGGUAUGAGCAAUCCGAUCAAUGUACCGACUUCACAGUUUUCUGCAGGUCUAGCAGCAAUCCACAGUCUAGCCAAUAUGGCUUCCACUGGAAUGCAACAACAGUUGCACUUACCUCCGGUUCAAACGCAAAGUCAACAGCAGCUACCGCAGAUGGGCAAACAGCAGCAAAACCAGUCCGCUCACAUGCCCAUGCAAAUUCCAUCGGUGCGGACUUCAUCCGGUAACACACAAUCGCACAAUAUGGCAAGUUUCAUCGAUCCUCUGGAACAUUCAUUGGCCUCUUUUGAAAAGAACGACGCAACAGCGUUAAGUUUAAAUCUGUUAAAUGAUCUUCAGUCAUCACUAAAGCAAGAACUGUCUGUUGGAAGCAUGCAAGCCCAUACAAACCUAAUACCAUCGCUAGACCUGAUGACGCACCUGCAAAAUCAGAUGCACCACUCAAAUAAUGGCUUUAACAACGACUUCAACGGCAACGGACCGCUUAAUGGAAUGGGCAACCUUGCAUCUAGUGUUGGCAUGAGUCAGAUGGUAUUAAAUUCAAUAGCAACGACUAACCCGAUGCUGGGAAACGUACCAAUGCCGUCAUUAUUUGAUCCACUGCAAAAUUUCAUGCGCUCGUCCAGUUAUCAAGGAAAUCCCAGUCAUAACGAGCGAACGAUUGACUUAACCGGUGGAAGCAGUAGUUUAGGGCCGAUUCUUAAAAAAGAGGAGGGAAAGUUCAUGUUAACACCCAAACCGAUAGAGGAUUUGCUGAUGAAUCCCGGCGAAAAGAAAUUAAACAACACGCCCCCCGAUGUGAAGGGGAACUUUUCACAUGCAUUUAAAUCCUCGGUUCAUGAUCAAAAUCUGAAGAAUGCAUGGUCGUCGCUCGCAUCAGCAGGCUCUCCACAGAACAAUCCCACCUCCAACAAACCAAAGCCGGCUAUGGACACCUUCCAAGCAUUUAGGAAUAAGGCUAAAGAAAAACUCGACAGGCAGAAGCUACUCCAGCAACAGGAAUUGAAACGUACCCAGAAGGAACAGGCGGAGAAGGAAAUGAAACGACAGCAGGAGCAACAGCACAAGGUUAAACCAGAUGAUAUAAACAAUGGACGGAAAAUGUCGAUCGAACCACUACCAACUCGUGUUGUUGAAGACAUCAAAGCAUCGCCACAGGGUAGUCCUACGCCAGUAGCGCCAACCACACCUCACAAUGUAGACCGAUCGGCAGCCAAACGAGCUGAGCUAAGAAAAUUGGAACAGGAACGUCGAAGGAAAGAAGCGAUGGCUGGACAAAUUGACAUGAAUAUGCAGAGCGAUUUGAUGGCAGCGUUCGAAGAAUCCCUGUAAAUGGGAUAUAAGCGUAACUUACUCGGAACUUAUAUUCCUGCAGUAAUAUUACUGUUUUGUUACACAACACUUGAUGAUAAGCGCCUCUGCAUAGCACCGAACUAGAUUGUGGUUGAAAAAUUGAGUACAUUUUUGAUAACAUUGUAUCUCGGAAAGGCGUCCAAGUAAUUCAAGAGCUGUUGUCUGGUAUGCACUUUAGUAGGGAGGUUAGAAUGGAGUUGAUCGGCGGCAAGGCAAAGAAGAUUAUGUAAUCAAAUAAGUGACAUUAUGAUUUGUGAUAUGUAACGUAAAUAUAUAAAAAGCAUAUAUUUAUAUUUAAAACAACAGCAGCGGAAAAAGUAAGGUUUAACUUUUGAAGAGAAUUCGGGAAGGCCUUUGUGCGUAUUAUUGCAUAUGCAGCUGAUGUAGGUAAAAAGACGAUUGAACGAUUACGAUGGUAAAACAAUAGCGACUCAGAUGCGAUAAGGGCAGUCAGUACAUUGUAGAAAUUAAUCCUUAAAAAUCAGUGUUACUCUAAAGUUCGAGUGUUAAUCGUAAGAAGUUUACUUAGCAGCCAAAAACUGUAAGGAAAAGAUAUAAAAAAAUGAAAAUCUGGUUAUUAUGAUUUUCACUGGGUAUAGUCAAACGUUAUCAUGUUUUGAGUUACUAUUCGAAGCACUCUUCAGCAGACUGAAAAGUGUGUUGCUUUUUAUACUUUUAAUUAUCAUAUAUUACGUGACAGUCCAGAGUUGAUAAGAUCAAGAUAGUGUAAUUUCUCGAGCUGUAAUUACUUAGGAUAAAUCUAUUAAACAUGGUAGUUUUUAUUUUAAACAAGCAAGUCUUAUUAGUACUACUUAGUGCUGUUUGUCAAACUAAGCAGUGAAAAUGAAAUAAUUAGGUAGCAAUUAUGAAAAUAUACGAGACUAACCACAACAUCAAAUCUACCAAAUUUGUUUGUGCCAGAUCAUCUGUAUGUGCGGUUCCCCUGUGGCAUGAUCAUGUAUGUUUCUAAUCACAUUUCCCAUCUACAAAUCCAACAUCAGUUUUGUGAAAGAAACUCCCUCGUCAGGUCGAAUGCCGGUACAAUGCUAAGAUUUGGGUUGGAGCUACUACUUUCUCAUUUGUAAAUAUUUAAUUUUCACCAUCAAUCAACAGACGAGUCAGAAGUGUUAUAAUAUAUGGGUAGCGUUAGUUGGAUAUUUAUUUUAAGGCCGUCAAUACACUGAAAACUGAAACCAACUUAUGUAAAUGCUGUUUGUAUAAUACAAUAAAAACGACAACACUGUAAUAUACCUAAACAUAGUCGAGAAAAAACUUGUAGAACGUAGUUCGUAUAAUCUAGCAAAACUAUUCUUGGAAUACAAAGUCCGAAACCGAUUUAACAACUAAACGGACGUAAUUGCAACUCUUAGAAAGUGUGUAAAAUAGUACUAUAAAAUGUGGGCGCAAAUUAGAAUAACUCACACCAAAAAUCCAUCGUGACUGAGAAGCAGUGUACCAACCAAUCAUUACGUUGUUUGAUUUUUCACUCAAUUGAUGGUCCAAUUUUCUACUAGUUUUUAUGAGAGUAUUAAUAGAACACUAGGGAUGGUAGUAAACAGAAAAAAAGAAACGCUGUACAUCAGUGUUAUCCCCUUAUGGACAACGAAUCGGUGCAGCACUAAAAUGUUUUGUUUUGGUUCCUUUCUUCUGCGUAACAUUCAAAUCACUGCAGAGAGAAUGAACUGUUCUUAUUCAGGCACGAGGAAAACAAUAAUGUAUUUGUCAAGAGCAAUAGAUGUAUUAGAAGUUAAGAAUCUAAAGCAUGGUAAAAUGAAGAUAAAAAAUAAAAUGAAUACAAUUUUUAUUGACAUAAACUACAAUCAAACACGAAUAUGAAAAGGAGUAAAAAUUACUGAACGUUAAGAGAAA